AUGUUCUCCAAGAUCCAUUCUCACCACCAUCAGCAGCAGCACCCUUUCCCCCCACAGCACCACCACUUCCACCUCGAGGAAACUUCCGAUGAACCUACGCCGCCUCCCGCCCAACCCCUUUCCAAGGCGGAACCCACCUCGGCCGGCGACGGCGCCACCAUCGAGGUCGUGCGGCGGCCGAGGGGCCGGCCGCCUGGAUCCAAGAACCGGCCGAAGCCGCCGGUCAUAAUCACGCGGGAACCGUCCGACCCGCCGAUGAGCCCCUACAUCCUCGAGAUCCCCGGCGGCGGCGACGUCGUCGACGCGGUGGCGCGGUUCUGCCGCCGCAAGAACAUCGGGUUGUGUGUCCUCACGGGUUCGGGCACGGUAGCCAACGUCACGCUCCGUCAGCCGUCCACCACCCCCGGCGCCACCGUAACUUUCCAUGGGAGAUUUGAUAUCCUUUCCGUCUCCGCCACUUUUUUCCCUUAUCAGGGGGCGGCGCAGCCGCCGGUUCCCAAUUCGUUCUCGAUUUCGCUCGCGGGGCCGCAGGGGCAGAUCGUCGGCGGCAUUGUGGCUGGGGGUUUGGUGGCGGCGGGGACGGUUUUUAUCAUCGGGGCGACGUUUAGUAGUCCGAGUUUUCACAGGCUGCCCGGGGUAGAUGAGCAGGAGGGGAGGAGCUCCGGAUCCGCCGGCGGCGGAGGCGGUGGUGGAGAAGCGACGGCAUCACCGGCGGUUUCGGGUGCGGGCGGGGCGCAAGGAGAUUCGUCUGGCGACGGGGUGUUGCAGCCGGCGUACAGCGAGGCGAUGUGGCCGCCGAACUGCAGGCCACCGUCGCUGUCCAGGACUCCGGUGGCGGCGGCUCCUCCCGGUGGAGGAAACGAGAUCGUAUGGGGUGACAUCACGCCGCCGUCACCGUCAUCCAGCAGGGGGCGACACGCGGGGAGCGAGAUGAUGUGGCCGCCGCCACCGAACAGCAGAGCAGGGCGAUCGCCACCGCGAAGCGAGAUGAUGUGGCCGCCGAACGGGAGAGCGCCGUCGUCCAGGUCUUCACCGCCGCCUCCGGCGACUUUCUAG
Molecule: messenger RNA, 1056 nt
Organism: Linum tenue
Lineage: Eukaryota; Viridiplantae; Streptophyta; Magnoliopsida; Malpighiales; Linaceae
Source: the annotation of a GenBank genome assembly